AUGGCAGAGAAAAGCGCACGCUCUUUAUACCCGUAUGAGAGGAGGAACUUUACUGAAUUCGUCGACCAUUUUUCGUUUGCACCUUCUCAAGAAUUUAAUCUAACAUAUUUGAUAUCAACGGAAGAAUGGAAACCUGGUGGGCCAAUAUUGUUUUAUACUGGGAAUGAGGGCUUAAUUGAUCACUUUGCACAAAACACGGGAUUCAUGUUUGAACUGGCCAAAAUAUUGUCCGGCGCUGUUAUUUUUGCUGAACACCGCUAUUACGGCACAUCUUUGCCAUUUGGUAGCCGCUCUUUUUUGGACCGCAAUCAUUUCGGUUUCUUGACUGCGGAGCAGGCACUGGCAGAUUACGCCAAAUUCAUAUCGGAUUUCAAAUGUGCAAAUCGCCAAUUCAGCAACUCACCCGUUAUUUCAUUUGGUGGGUCGUAUGGGGGCAUGUUGACAGCGUGGUUUCGGCAGGCUUAUCCCAAUAUCGUUGCGGGAGGUCUGGCAUCAUCUGCACCCAUAUGGCUUUUUCCGGGGAUGGCCGAUUGUCGUGGCUUUUAUCAAGUCACUACAAGGGCCUACAGACAGGCUGGGGGUGAUACUUGUAUCUCGACUAUUCGCGAGGUUUGGUCACUCAUGGAUGAUAUUGCUGCGGAACGUGGUUUGGCUAGUCUAUCGGGUCUUUUUAAAACGUGCAGGCCUUUUCCGAACGGAGACUUCAUUUACGAGUUUACAAAAGACUAUUUGAUUACUCUGGCAAUGGCUAACUAUCCCUACAGUGCUUCUUUUCUUGGUAACCUUCCCGCGUGGCCUGUGAAGGUAUGCAGUUUUCGAAUUUCCUACGUAGAAUACAUUCGAUCCAGUGAAGAAAAUUGCCUAUCGUUUGAUGGUAACUCCACAAACCUUGAUGCCAAGGGCUGGGAACUGCAGACAUGUAUGGAAAUGACAAAUCCAAUAUGCUCUGACGGCAAAUCCGACAUGUUCAAGCCAUCUACGUGGGAUCCAAUUGAAUUUUCCAAUGCCUGCCAAAGGAAAUUUGGUGUGAGACCACGUAUGGGUUGGGCUGGUGUCCAGUGGUGGGCCAAGAAUCUCUAUACUGUCACCAGGCUAAUCUUUAGCAACGGAGACCUCGACCCUUGGUCGGCGUUCGGGGUGUUGGAGAAAGAGUUAGUGCCGGGUGCAACGGUGGUACGCAUCGCCUCGGGUGCGCACCACCUCGACCUGCGUGGAAGCCACCCUAACGACACUGCGGAAGUGCGAGCUGCCCGCAGCCUCAUCACCAACCACAUCAACUCCUGGAUCAAUGCGUGGCACCGCGAGGCGCAUCCUCUGUACUGCCUCGAUUUCUAA
Messenger RNA from Echinococcus granulosus, 1335 nucleotides. Its product is annotated as Lysosomal Pro-X carboxypeptidase. The transcript is spliced from 10 exons. Gene Ontology annotation, biological process: proteolysis. Lineage: Eukaryota; Metazoa; Platyhelminthes; Cestoda; Cyclophyllidea; Taeniidae. The record is from RefSeq and is a predicted model, not a curated record. Gene Ontology annotation, molecular function: dipeptidyl-peptidase activity; serine-type exopeptidase activity. Bases 1 to 1335 code for a protein of 444 amino acids.